Messenger RNA from Astyanax mexicanus (Mexican tetra), 2701 nucleotides. RefSeq names its product lysine-specific demethylase 6B-like. Gene Ontology annotation, molecular function: acrosin binding. Bases 36 to 2651 code for a protein of 871 amino acids. NCBI's taxonomy places the organism in Eukaryota, Metazoa, Chordata, Actinopteri, Characiformes, Acestrorhamphidae. Gene Ontology annotation, biological process: positive regulation of acrosome reaction; egg coat formation; binding of sperm to zona pellucida. The record is from RefSeq and is a predicted model, not a curated record. Gene Ontology annotation, cellular component: extracellular matrix. The transcript is spliced from 8 exons.
AACACAAAGGUAAGUUCUGGGUUGGGCAGAAGGGCAUGGUCAUGGGGUUAAUACAAGUUAGUUUAUUAGUGCUUGGGGCUGUUAUGUUGGCUGAUGCAGCGUUGCCACAUUCAGUCAAAUGGCUAAAUCCUCGGUCUCCUUGGUCUCCUGGAACGUAUUACUCACAAAACCAAGUGCAAGCUUUUUCACCAUAUGACUCCAGCAUGACUCCAUGGGACUAUGGUAGGAUUGAGCCGAACAGUGUCUUGAACAUGCCUCAACCUCCAGUAACAUUUUAUCCUCGGGGCUUUCGUGAGGAAUCAGCUGGAAAUCCUGGCCAAAAACCAGGGCAAACCCCUGGGCAGAAACCAGAGCAAAAUCCUGUUCAGGAUCGUGUGCAACACCCUGCAGAGCAUAAUGUGCAAACGCCAGGAAGGCAUCCUGCUCAGGAUCCUGUGUCGGCUUCUCCCCAGCUUCCUUCUCUGGUAAGUGGUUCAAACCCACCAGCCUGGAAUCUAGUUCAGACUCCUGUGCCAGCACCUGUCUGGAAACCUGUGUUGGCACCAGUCCAGGAAUCUGCUCCAAGUCCUCUGCCAGAGCCUGUCCAAGCUCCUGCAGAGAAGAGCAGCCAAAACAAUGUGCCAGUCUGGAAUCCAGUUCAGAGUCCUUUACCAGUGCCUCCCCAAAAUGUUCCAUUGCUGAGUGGUCCAAGCACAGGGCUGGGGCCUGCCCAUGUACCUGUGCCAGUGCCUCCCCAGAAUUUUCCACUACCAAGUGGUCCAAGCUCAGUACUGCUGCCUGCCCAGGAUCCAGGUCCUGCAUUUGUGCCUGUGCCUUUCCAGAGUCUUCCCCAAUUGAGUGAUCCAAGCACAGGCUCUGGGCCUGCCUAUGAUCCCAGUCUUGUGCCAAUGCCUGCCCAGAAUCCUCAGUUGCCAAGUGGUCCAAGUACAGUACUGCUGCCUGUCCAGGAUCCAUAUCCUGCGUCUGUGCCUUUCCAGAGUCUUCCACAAUUAAGUGAUCCAAGCACAGGCUCUGGGCCUGCCUAUGAUCCCAGUCUUGUGCCAAUGCCUGCCCAGAAUCCUCAGUUGCCAAGUGGUCCAAGUACAGUACUGCUGCCUGCCCAGGAUCCAGGUCCUGCAUUUGUGCCUGUGCCUUUCCAGAGUCUUCCCCAAUUGAGUGAUCCAAGCACAGGCUCUGGGCCUGCCUAUGAUCCCAGUCUUGUGCCAAUGCCUGCCCAGAAUCCUCAGUUGCCAAGUGGUCCAAGUACAGUACUGCUGCCUGUCCAGGAUCCAUAUCCUGCGUCUGUGCCUUUCCAGAGUCUUCCGCAAUUGAGUGAUCCAAGCACAGGCUCUGGGCCUGCCUAUGAUCCCAGUCUUGUGCCAAUGCCUGCCCAGAAUCCUCAGCUGCCAAGUGGUCCAAGCACAGGUCCAGCAUCCGGCAUGAGUCCUGACCUGACGAGUAGUCCAAGUGAUGUGCUCUUGACUUCACCUCAGGCCUCGCUUUGGAGUCUAGGUCCGACUUCUGCUCAGUCUCCAGGACUGUCUUCUGCUCAAGCACCUAAUCCUACGCUGUACCCAGAUCCUCUGAACUCCCUCCAAUUGCAAGUCCAUUUACCCACUGAACCCCUAAAGAAGUUACUGUGGCGGUUUCCCAAAGCUCCAGAAAGGCCUAAGCAAUUUCCGGUGCAGUUUAGCUUGCGUCAGCCUACCCCAGUCAACAGUGUGGCUGCUGCAUGUGGGGAGAGUAUGGUGCAUGUGGAAGUGAAGCAAGAUUUCUUUGGAAAUGGUAAGCUCAUAAACCCUAGUUCUUUGACGCUUGGAGGUUGUGCAGCAUCAGGACUGGACUCUGCAGCCCGAGUGCUCAUCUUUAACUCCGAACUCCAGGCUUGUGGUAGUGUACUAACGAUGACGGAAGAUUACCUUAUCUACAGCUUUCACCUCCUCUACCACCCAGAGCCUUUGGUUGGUACUUCAAUUGUCCGAACAGGAAGAGUCAAUGUUCAGAUUGAUUGUCACUACUCAAGGAAGCACAAUGUGAGCAGUAUUGCUGUGUCCCCUACAUGGGUGCCGUAUUCCUCUACAGUGGCAGCGGAAGAGCAUUUGGUCUUCACCAUGAAGCUCAUGACUGAUGACUGGCAGUAUGAGAGACCAUCGAAUCAAUACUUCCUUGGCGAGUUCAUGAAGAUUGAGGCAUCUUUGACACAGUUUAACCAUGUACCUCUCCGUGUAUUUGUGGACCACUGUGUGGCAACUGCAGUUCCUGACAUUAAUGCUGUUCCCCGAUACACAUUUAUUGAGAACCAUGGAUGCUUGGUUGAUGCCAAGAUAACGGGCUCCAACUCUGAAUUUAUGAAACGGGUUCAAGAUGAUAAGCUGCAGUUUCAGUUGGAAGUGUUCAGAUUUGAACAAACCAACAGUAGUAUGCUGUACAUCACAUGUUUCCUGAAAGCCUCUACAACUUUACGGAAGACUGAUGCUGAACACAAGGCUUGCUCCUUUGAGACCAAUGGGUGGGCUGCUGCAGAUGGUAAUGACCAGGAUUGUAACUGUUGUGAUGGAGAAUGUGUCUCCAGGAAGGGGAGAAGUGUGCACACUGAAGAAGAUCAGUAUUUUGAAACGGAAGUCUCUUUGGGCCCCAUCUUGGUUGAGGAUGAUGACCACUUGUUGCAAUGAGUCAAUAGUGUUUCUUAAAAUUUUUAUAAAUAAAUAUGGGGAAAUUUGAA